AUGAGCGAAACUAUCGGCGAUAUGCAAACAUGGACGCAAGCAAUGGAGCAUCCAAUGGCUUUCAAAAAGAAGGCUCAGAGACGAGAUCGAAAACAUCCCGAAGACGACAUGGCCAUCAAGAUGAUGACUCUGUGGUUGAUCAAAGAUCCAGUCAAGAAGCAGACCAAGACGGGCAAGGAGGGCUUUGAGUGA
This is a messenger RNA of Penicillium macrosclerotiorum, 192 nucleotides long. RefSeq lists its product as uncharacterized. The record is from RefSeq and is a predicted model, not a curated record. Bases 1 to 192 code for a protein of 63 amino acids. NCBI's taxonomy places the organism in Eukaryota, Fungi, Ascomycota, Eurotiomycetes, Eurotiales, Aspergillaceae. The transcript has 2 exons.